Molecule: messenger RNA, 2294 nt
Organism: Prosopis cineraria
Lineage: Eukaryota; Viridiplantae; Streptophyta; Magnoliopsida; Fabales; Fabaceae
Product: protease Do-like 10, mitochondrial
Exons: 8
Coding region: 130-1860 (576 amino acids)
Biological process (GO): proteolysis
Molecular function (GO): protein binding; serine-type endopeptidase activity
Source: RefSeq, a predicted model, not a curated record
CUGGUCGAAGACACGAAGCCCUCCGGGCCUCCACUUCGCUGGUGCGUGUGGGGCUGUUGGCGCCGGUGAACGAGGGAAUUGAAGAAGGGGGAGGCGUUUCGGAAGUUCCAUUUUCUCUGUCCGCCAACGAUGGUAACAUCCGUCCGAUCGGUUCGCAACCUUGCAUCGUUCUCUUCACUGUCUUUCCGUCUGCUGAGAGAUUGCCAUUUGGCUCCACCAGUCACCAACACACCAAACGUUCUCCCCCAAACUCGGUCACUCAUUCAUCACAGAUUCAUUCCACAAACUAACAUCUUGACCAGAAGUGACACUCGCGCAUUGUCGACGUCUUCUGUACCCGUGGCAAAAGCUUUCGAUGCAAAUAGGCAUCGCAAGAGUUCUUUGAGGCGGGUUCAGCCUCUAAAUCGUAAGUUGAACCCAAGGGCACAUGCUAAUUCUGCGAUCGAGCUUGCAUUGGAUUCUGUUGUCAAAAUAUUCACCGUUUCUUGCAGCCCCAACUACCUUCUCCCUUGGCAAAAUAAGUCCCAGCGCGAAACAAUGGGUUCCGGGUUUGUAAUUCCUGGCAAAAAGAUUCUUACAAAUGCUCAUGUGGUUGCGGAUCAUUCAUUUGUACUUGUAAGAAAACAUGGCUCUUCCACAAAGUAUAGAGCAGAAGUCAAAUUUGUUGGUCAUGAAUGUGACUUAGCUAUGUUGAUUAUUGAAAGUGAGGAGUUUUGGGCUGGCAUGAAUCCCUUGGAGCUUGGAGAUAUCCCUUUUUUACAGGAAGCAGUUGCUGUAGUGGGUUAUCCUCAAGGUGGUGACAACAUUUCGGUCACUAAAGGGGUUGUUUCCAGAGUUGAGCCCACACAAUAUGCACAUGGAGCAUCACAGCUGUUGGCAAUACAGAUUGAUGCAGCUAUAAAUCCUGGCAAUAGUGGUGGCCCUGCAAUUAUGGGCAACAAGGUUGUUGGAGUGGCUUUCCAAAAUCUGUCGGGUGCUGAGAAUAUAGGUUACAUUAUACCAGUACCAGUAAUAAAGCAUUUUAUAUCUGGUGUAGAAGAAAAUGGAACUUAUAGUGGAUUUUGCUCCCUGGGCUUGUCAUGCCAGCCUACUGAAAAUGUUCAACUUAGAAACCAUUUUCACAUGCGACCUGACAUGACUGGGGUGCUUGUGAGCAAAAUUAAUCCACUUUCAGAUGCAUACAAGAUUUUGAAGAAGGAUGAUGUCAUACUUGCAUUUGAUGGUGUGCCGAUAGCAAAUGAUGGAACUGUUGCUUUCCGAAACAGAGAGCGAAUUACAUUUGAUCAUUUGGUCUCCAUGAAGCAGCCUAAUGAAAAGGCUGUAGUCAAAGUUCUGCGGAAUGGUGAAGAGCAUGAAUUUAGCAUCAUUCUCCGUCCUCUGCAACCGUUGGUUCCAGUUCAUCAGUUUGACAAGCUCCCAAGUUAUUACAUUUUUGCUGGUCUGGUAUUUGUUCCACUCACUCAACCAUUCCUGCAUGAAUUUGGUGAAGAUUGGUAUAAUACUUCACCACGUCGAUUGUGUGAACGUGCAUUGAGGGAAUUGCCCAAGAAGGCCAAUCAACAACUUGUUAUUCUAUCUCAAGUCCUGAUGGAUGAUAUCAAUGCUGGGUAUGAGCGUCUUGCAGAAUUACAGGUUCUCAAGGUUAAUGGAACCGAAAUUGAAAAUUUAAAACAUCUGUGCCAGCUUGUGGAAAACUGUAGAGAAGAAAGUGUGCGAUUUGAUUUGGAUGAUGAUAGGGUCAUUGCCUUGAACUAUGGAUUGGCAAAAAUUGCUACUGCUAGGAUUUUGAAGCGUCACAGAAUACCUUCGUCAAUGUCUACUGAUCUUGUUGAUGAACAGAGUAAUUUAUCUCUGAAUUAGGUUUCUCUUCUGGAGACUUUCUGCUGUUAACUUGCCUUUUUGGAGGGUUGAAGAAUCCAUGAGGUCGUUGCACAAAUAAACAAGAAUUUACCAACCAAAACAAGAGGCAGAGACAGUCACUACUCACAAAUUGCUUCAGUGGGUGUCCAUCUUUGACACUGUUUCACCCAUAACAAUAGAGUGCAAGCAGGCAUUACUUGUGUUUUUGGGUUAGUGUUUGUUGUACUAAAAUUUUAAUGCUUUCCAUUAAAAAUAGUAAUAUUCUUUUAACGUUGCGGAGGUGACGUACUUUUGUAUGAUAUUUGAGGCUACCCACCUCCCCUUUUCGGUAAUGGCAUGUCAAGUGGGACCUCGUUUACUGUCAGGAAUGAUGGGGCUGGCAAGUGGGAUGCUCAUGUGAAUUUGGUUAAAUCGUUGCAAAUGAAUUACGUAUA